AGACGGGCAUACGUGAGGUUGUAAGUUUCUGCAAGAAUUUCAGCUAUUGUGAGAGAGGGAGUGGCACGGAGUUCGGACGCGAAGAAGCAGUCCCUUCAAGCCAUGGCUCGUUCCUGGUUAACAUCCUUUAUCCUUUUUCUGGGAUGUGCCAGCUUGGUUUCUGCCAGAUUUCUUCAAAUCACGCCACCGGUAGUGUCUAAACAACAGCCAAUCACUGCAGCUGAAGAAGAUUCUUCCGUCGAUCUCGACCCGGACCCCUUUGAAACCCUCAAGAAGAACGGCCUUCCGGUCGGUCUGCUGCCGAAAACUGUCAUCAAAGCUGAAAUCAACGAUCAAGGAUGGUUCCGAGUGCAGUUGCCGUCCACGUGUCGCACGUCUGUACAUAACACGGGUGAGAUUCCGCUUUACUACUCAACCGUUCUUACCGGGAGGCUGCAGUACGGAGUGAUUUCAAGCGUCCGCGGGAUCUCCGCGAAGCCUCCGGAAUUGCCGUUUUGGGUCUCCGUUAAAUCGAUCUACGUGGACAACGCCGCUUCAAGCGUGAUUCACUUCUCCGUCGGAUUCGGGAUCAGCGAGCAGCUUCCUCGAGCCGCCUUCGAAGACUUCCCGAUCUGCCAUUCAGGCGUCGACGCGCCUCCGGAAAACCAGGAGGAGGACGCCGUGCCUUUUGAGUUUCAGGGCCAGGAGGAGCCGUUUGAAGUCGCGAUCCGGGAAGUGAUUAAAGCGGCUGAAGAGGAAGAGGCUGCAGCAGUCGCGGCAGCACAGAGCGCGGAUGAGCAAGAUCCUGCGGUGAUUGUGGUCGAAGCGAUGACGCUGGAAGACUCGAGAGGAGUCGAGGAGACAGAGGUUUCCGUGGGAGAGCAUGGCACGUCUGGUGAAACUCAGAUGACAGGAGACGAUGCUGGUGAUGGUGAUGAAAUGGAUGAACGAUCGAUGGAUGAGCAAACAGGGGAGGAUCAGACAGCUGAUGAUCAGACAGCCGAUGAGCAGCAGGGUGGAGGAGGAGGUCAAGACGAGAUUGCCGUGGCUGCAGCCUGAAGGUCACCCAAGGAAGUGUCAAGGAUUGUGUCAAGUGUGUUCAGAAGAAGGGAUAUCCCACGUGUGCUGGCGUUGCAUGGAGGCAGCCAGGGCUGGUCGGGUGAUUGUAUGAUACUGAAGGAGGGGGAUGCUAGUGGUGGUUUGACAAAAUCAUGUAUGCGCUAUGCUUUUCUCACUGUACAGCUAGGUUGGCAGUAAAUGACUCUUCAAGGUAUGACGUGUCAACAAACAUAUAAAUCUGUUUAUUCAUUUAGGUAUUGUUUGCUAGAUCAGUUCUUAGACGAGACAGUAUUCUUGUAAUUGUAUCUACCCUCCCCUGUUCCUGGUCACACUUUUCCAGAUACUCUAACA
This is a messenger RNA of Closterium sp. NIES-67, 1389 nucleotides long. NCBI's taxonomy places the organism in Eukaryota, Viridiplantae, Streptophyta, Zygnematophyceae, Desmidiales, Closteriaceae. The record is from the annotation of a GenBank genome assembly.